Messenger RNA from Anarrhichthys ocellatus (wolf-eel), 4007 nucleotides. Its product is annotated as transducin-like enhancer protein 4. Gene Ontology annotation, cellular component: nucleus; transcription regulator complex. Gene Ontology annotation, biological process: negative regulation of canonical Wnt signaling pathway; regulation of DNA-templated transcription. Gene Ontology annotation, molecular function: transcription corepressor activity; protein binding. Bases 679 to 2988 code for a protein of 769 amino acids. The record is from RefSeq and is a predicted model, not a curated record. Lineage: Eukaryota; Metazoa; Chordata; Actinopteri; Perciformes; Anarhichadidae. The transcript has 20 exons.
UAGUUCUUCGCAGCGGACGCACAUCUAUAGUGCUCAUUAUCGACUAAUAUGAAUUAAACUACACGUCCCAACGUCGCGCCACGGGCUCUCGUAGUUGUUGUGAACGUGUAUUUUGCGCUCGCACGACCGGUUGCUUCUAAAUUUGGCUCCGCCAGCGAGCAGGGCUGCUCCAGUCGACGAGGUGGUCUCCCCGCCGGUGCCGUCACGAGGAUGUGAAACAUUAACGGGGGUUCUGUAGGGAAAUUAACCGAUGCGCCGCGUGACGACGGGGCGCCGUGAUAGAAGCUGAGUCGCGGACGAGCAAGGUCACGACGUGUCAAAAGUCGCUGCUUUGCAGAGUAAAAUCUGAGAAAAUAGAGGAUUUCGUUGUUAGUUCAGAGGGAGAAUGUUCAGCAUUGUGCGCAUAGACUCACGCGCUGGAGAUUUUGGAGAGGACUGAGACAACUCCUGCUUUGAAUGUCACACCGAAUCGACUUUUGCAAUACUGUCUGAACAGAACGAUGGUCGGCCGGAGGUCCGAGGAUGUUUCCACUCUUCACGGAACCAGCACAUCUAGCCCACAAACCGGCUACUGACUGACCCCUGUUUUUUUUUUUUUACGCACGGGGAGAGAGAUAUCCGUGCCCGCACGUUUUGUUCCCCGUGUUUAUGUGGAUACACUUUGCGUUCCACUUUUAAAUGAUUCGAGAUCUGAGCAAGAUGUACCCCCCGGCACGGCAUCCGCCGGGACAGCCACUAAAGUUCACUGUCACCGAGUCCUGCGACCGGAUCAAGGAGGAGUUCCACUUCCUGCAAGCCCAGUAUCACAGUCUGAAAAUGGAGUGUGAGAAACUGGCCAGUGACAAAACGGAGAUGCAGAGACACUAUGUCAUGUACUACGAGAUGUCGUACGGACUCAACAUCGAGAUGCACAAGCAGGCGGAGAUCGUCAAGCGGCUGAACGCGAUCUGCGCCCAAGUCAUCCCUUUCCUCUCUCAGGAGCAUCAGCAGCAGGUGGUGCAGGCGGUGGAGCGGGCCAAGCAGGUCACCAUGGCUGAACUCAACGCCAUCAUAGGACAGCAGCAGCUCCAGGCUCAGCACCUCUCCCACGGCCACGCCAUCCCCGUCCCGCUCACACCGCACCCGGCGGGCCUCCAGCCCCCCCUGCCCCUCGGGGCCGGCACCACGGCCAGCCUGCUGGCUCUGUCCUCCGCCCUAAACCACCAACUGCCGCACAAAGACGAGAGGAAGCACCACGACAACAGCGGUGAACACCCGAGAGACAGAGACUCGGUCAAGAGCUCAUCCGUGUCUCCCUCGGCCAGUUUUCGGAACCGCGAGAAGCACAGGAGUUCGAGCGACUACUCCUCCGACAGCAAGAAACAGAAGACGGAUGAGAAGGAAUUGGCCCCUACGCGCUAUGAAAGUGACGGAGAGAAGAGCGACGACAACUUGGUGGUGGACGUCUCCAACGAGGAUCCAGCGUCUCCCAGAGGAAGUCCUGCCCACUCGCCUAGGGAGAACGGAUUGGACAAGAGUCGCCUGACGAAGAAGGACGAUCCGCUGAGUCCGUCCUCCAUCGCCUCCUCCAGCAGCACGCCUUCUUCCAAAUCCAAAGAGAUUAAUUUGAAUGAGAAGUCCACGACGCCCGUGUCCAAGUCCAGCACCCCCACCUCCCGCUCAGACGCCCCGACGCCGAGUAGCACCUCCACCCCGGGCCUGAGGUCCGCACCGGGCAAACCCCCAGGAGUCGAGACGCUGGCUCCUGGUCUUCGUACGCCGCUGGCGGUGCCCUGCCCGUACCCAAGUCCGUUUGGAUUGGUUCCCCAUCCGGGCAUGAAUGGAGACCUGAGCGGAGCCGGGGCAGCCUACACCGGCCUGCACAACAUUUCUCCUCAGAUGAGCGCGGUGGCCGCCGCUGCAGUGGCAGCUUAUGGACGCACACAAGUGGUGGGAUUUGAUCCUCACCACCACAUACGUGUCCCUGGCCUUCCCCCUAACCUGUCAGGCAUUCCUGGGGGAAAACCAGCCUACUCCUUUCACGUGAGCGCCGACGGACAAAUGCAGCCCGUGCCUUUCCCCCCGGACGCGCUCAUCGGCCCCGGCAUCCCACGCCACGCGCGCCAGAUCAACACCCUCGCCCACGGGGAUGUGGUGUGCGCCGUCACCAUCAGCAACCCGACGCGUCAUGUCUACACCGGCGGCAAGGGCUGCGUCAAGGUGUGGGACAUCAGUCACCCGGGAAACAAGACCCCCGUGUCCCAGCUGGACUGCCUCAACAGAGACAACUACAUCCGCUCCUGUCGGCUACUUCCUGACGGGCGGACUCUGAUCGUCGGGGGCGAGGCGAGUACUCUGUCAAUCUGGGAUUUGGCUACACCGACUCCGCGGAUCAAGGCAGAGCUGACGUCGUCCGCGCCCGCGUGCUACGCUCUGGCCAUCAGCCCCGACUCCAAGGUCUGCUUCUCCUGCUGCUCCGACGGAAACAUAGCCGUGUGGGAUCUGCACAACCAGACGCUGGUUAGGCAGUUCCAGGGCCACACCGAUGGAGCCAGCUGCAUAGACAUCUCUAAUGAUGGGACCAAGCUGUGGACUGGAGGCCUGGACAACACCGUGCGGUCGUGGGACCUGAGGGAGGGACGGCAGCUGCAGCAGCACGACUUCACCUCCCAGAUCUUCUCACUGGGAUACUGUCCAACGGGUGAGUGGCUGGCAGUCGGGAUGGAGAACAAUAACGUGGAGGUCCUGCACGUCACCAAACCUGACAAGUACCAGCUCCACCUGCACGAGAGCUGUGUGCUCUCACUCAGAUUUGCUCACUGUGGUAAGUGGUUUGUGAGCACGGGAAAAGACAAUCUGCUCAACGCAUGGAGAACCCCGUAUGGAGCCAGCAUAUUCCAGUCGAAGGAGUCGUCCUCCGUGCUGAGCUGCGACAUCUCCAUAGACGACAAGUACAUUGUGACGGGCUCGGGAGAUAAGAAGGCGACCGUCUAUGAGGUCAACUACUAGGAGGUGGAGGCCACGCUUUCCAGCCGGGCGUCCCCACCGCCUGUGUACAGUUUUUAACGUGUAUGAAACGGAUUUGAGUGGAACCAACCAAACCAAACUUGAUUCUUUCUUGGACCUUUCUAGCUGGUCGUGGAUCAAAACAAACAGCAGAACCAAGCACAGAGAUUUUUUUUUUCCUACUGAGUGGCUUUCUUUGUUGUCGGGAGGAUGAGUGAAUGUCCGUGUGCACUGAGUCUGGAGAGGCUGCUGUUGUUACUGCGUUACACUUUCAGCUGUUGUUAAAAGUGUAACAUUCCUUUACAACCUUUCGGCCUCUUUUUUUUUUUUUUUUUUUUUUUUUUUUUUUUUGCACGGACAAGCAGCUACGUCGUUCACAUGCUUGCCUUUGUGCUCGGUGCGAACCUGCCGGCUUUUUACAAAGAAUCAAGGCCAGACCAAGACACCAGAAUUGUUUCUUUUAGAAUUUGGCACAUCAUGAAGACAAUUAAUUAAAAAUCGCAACACUUGAAAGGGUUACUGUAAGGUCAAUGUAAAUAUCACACUGGGGAAAUUUCCCUGCAAAACCUUGAACAUCCUUGUUCCACAUCCUGAUAUACUGACCCUCAUUUACGUAGAUGCACUUAACACGUAUUUAUUUAUUCCAAAAGAGCUUCCUGUGGGUACAUGCAUUUUUUGAUUGUUUUGUUUGCACAGCUUUUACUAAUGUGAGAUCUAAAUUUAGUGUUGUAAUUCUUUUCAACACAUUCUGAUUUCCAACUUGUCAAAUACCGACGCUUGGUCAGUGGCCCUGGGCUUCUAACUAUGACGCUCUACGCACAGUUUAAUAUUGAAUUCCACUGCUCUUCUUGGCAAGACCCGCCGAUUUAUGCUAAGCUAAUCUGACCAGCUGCUGGCUGCAGCUAAGUAUGUACCGUUCUCACAUGAACUGUUCCUUGAAAUGCAGCUUUUGUCGAUUAACUUUUGAUAUUUAUUUCCAUCAAUGUUUUCAUUUAUUUUCCCUCAUAAGUGUGUGUGUGUGU